Molecule: messenger RNA, 404 nt
Organism: Caenorhabditis elegans
Lineage: Eukaryota; Metazoa; Nematoda; Chromadorea; Rhabditida; Rhabditidae
Gene: C27B7.9
Product: INSulin related
Exons: 3
Coding region: 33-305 (90 amino acids)
Source: RefSeq, marked reviewed
AUAUAGAAAAAAUAUUUUAUUUUCUCUCCAAAAUGUCUAGAACUUUCCUAAUUUUCGCCCUUCUUGCCACAAUUUUGGUACUCGAAGCUUAUAAAGUCCCAACAGAUACUGCCACACAAUUAAAAUUGAAAAAGAGAGGUCAAGCAUGUAUGAAACGAAUUCUUCCAAAGAAUGGACCAUCUAAGGCACUUCAACGAGAACUUGCAGUUUGCUUCAAAGUUGACUGUGCAAUGGGAAUAAUUCCCAAAGUAGAACGCCAAUUUCCUCGAGAAUUCCCAAUUUUGAAAGGAUGUAUGGGAUAUUAAUUGUUCAAAUUGAUUCAGUUUUUUUUAUCAACUUCCUACAUUUUCUCCCCAUUUUUAUAGUCUGACGCACAAAAAUUCUGAUAAACUGGUUCUUUUUUG